Messenger RNA from Etheostoma spectabile (orangethroat darter), 2353 nucleotides. It is a transcript of the gene slc3a1, whose product is annotated as solute carrier family 3 member 1. The transcript has 9 exons. Lineage: Eukaryota; Metazoa; Chordata; Actinopteri; Perciformes; Percidae. The record is from RefSeq and is a predicted model, not a curated record. Bases 1 to 2226 code for a protein of 741 amino acids. Gene Ontology annotation, biological process: carbohydrate metabolic process; amino acid transport.
AUGAGUUUAAAAAAAGGUCCCGGUGGUAUGGAGCUGGGGGAGUGCACCAGAAACCCCGGGUAUCAGAAUGUAGAAGGCGACGGGUCAGCGGCGGAAACCAUCAACGUCGACCCCGGGGAGAAGCACGACUCCUCCGCGCUGAAGCUGGACCCAGACGCGGUUGAGGAGUACACGCAGAUCAAACCUUACGCCGGGAUGCCCAAGGAGGUGCUGCUGCAGUACUCCUCCCUGGCCCGGUACCGAGUUCCCCGAGAGAUCCUGUUCUGGCUGACGGUGGCUUGCACCCUGGUGCUGGUGGCGCUCACCAUCACGGUGAUCGCGUUGUCGCCGCGGUGCCUGCAAUGGUGGCAGGCCUCCCCGGUGUACCAGGUCUAUCCCCGGUCCUUUAAAGACUCCAACGGAGAUGGGGUCGGAGACCUGAAAGGAAUUCAGGAGCAGCUGGAUCACUUCCUGUACCUGAACAUCAAGUCAGUUUGGCUCAGUCCUUUCUACCGCUCUCCCAUGAAGGACUUCGGCUACGAUGUGGAAGAUUUCCGGGAUAUCGACCCGCUCUUUGGAACCAUGCAAGACUUUGAAGAGCUCCUGGCUGAAAUGCACAACAAAGGCUUGAAGCUGAUCAUGGAUUUCAUUCCCAAUCACACCAGUGACCGACACCGCUGGUUCAACUUGAGCCGAACAAGAGAUCCUCACUACAAGGAUUACUACGUCUGGACCGACUGCAAUGCAACCGGACCAAAGCCCAACAACUGGGUGAGUGUGUUUGGGAACUCGUCGUGGACUUAUGAUGACGUUAGAGGACAAUGCUACUUGCACCAGUUCCUCAAGGAGCAACCAGACCUGAACUUCAGAAACCCAAAUGUCUACAAAGACAUGACUGAUAUUAUUCAUUUCUGGCUGGAGAAGGGAGUGGACGGGUUCCGGAUGGAUGCAGUGAAGCACAUGCUGGAGGCCACACACCUGAGGGAUGAACCACAGGUGGACCCGAGCAAACCAGCAGAAUCUAUACAGACAGAGUUCGACCUCCACCAUGACUACACCUACACUCAGCUGGGUUUGCAUGACAUGCUGAGAGGCUGGAGGGCAGUGCUGGACGUCUACAGCCGUGAGCCUGGAAAAUACAGGUUCAUGGUAAUUGAGUCCUAUGAUUACCAGGAGCUGGAAAAGACCAUGAUGUACUAUGGCACCCCGCUGGUUAGAGAAAGUGACUUCCCCUUUAACUUUUACCUGCUGUACCUGCCCCAGAACACCAGUGGCUUGUGGGUUAAAGAUCUGGUCCAUUUGUGGAUGGCUAACAUGCCCAAGGGAAAAUGGCCCAACUGGGUGGUAAGUCAGGAGUCUCACUUUAUCCAUCCCAUAUCCUUUACUUUUUUUACAAUCAACUUCCAUAACUGCACCCCAUCCAUUCACCCUACCUUCUUCCUUCCAAAUUUAUCUUGCUCACCUGUCCACCCUCUCCUGUAUUUCUAUUACCUCCACUGUUAUCAGGUUGGGAACCAUGACAAGCCUCGAAUUGCCUCAAGUGCUGGUCAGACCUACACACGUGUCAUCAACAUGCUGCUGCUGACCCUCCCAGGCACGCCCACCACCUAUUAUGGCGAGGAGCUCGGCAUGGAGAACAUUAAUGUCACUGACAGUCAGAUACAGGAUCCUGCGGGCAAAUACAACGCUAGUGCCAGUCGGGACCCUGGGCGGUCUCCAAUGCAGUGGAAUGGUGACAUGAACGCAGGCUUUAACAUCAAAACAAACAUCACCUGGCUGCCUGUACACCCUGACUACAGAAGUGUCAAUGUGGAGGUCCAAAUGAAAGAUGAGGGCUCUGUUCUGGCUCAGUACCGUUUCCUGAACACCCUGCGUCAGUCAGAGCUCCCCCUUCACCGCGGAUGGUUCUGCUACGUCCACGCUGAUGCCAGUGUCUUCUCUUACCUCAGAGAGCUGGAUGGGCUCGACCGAGCUUUUCUCAUAGUGCUUAACUUUGGUAAAGAAUCUGCCACCACAGAUCUCUCCUCUAUUCGUGAGUUGCCAGACCAGUUGAAGGUGCUGAUGAGCACAAACCAAAUAAACAACGGCAAGGUGUUACAAAAGUCUCGUAUCCUGACGGAGGCAGCAGAGGGUUUGGUGAUUCAGUACUCCACCCACACUCGGUUUAACCCCAACCACCCCGAACAGUGCUACGUCUCUGAGAAGGCCUGCUAUUUGAGUGCCAUCGACAUACUUUAUAAAUGCUAACAUGAAUAGACGAUGACAUUUAGUUAUUACAGUUUCACAGCAGCAAUCAAAAAAAUCCAGAUUCUUCUUUGGUGUCCUCUGUAAGGGAUUUAUGUCAUUAAUAAUAAAGAGGACCAUUGCAAACACA